CCUCAUCUUAUCUCAUCAUGUCAUUUCACUGCAUUAUACACAUUUCCACAUUUUCAUAUAUACGUAUACAUGUGCAUGUAUAUAUACAAUGCUAGAUUCGGCGAAACGUCGACGAACUAAAAAAAGGAGAGGGAGAGAGAAGAGGGAGAAAGAGCAAAAUGGUAAAUUUAAAUAUUCCCGGAAGAUUCAGGAGAGUGGCGGCGGCGUUCGACGAGGCGGCGGCGCGUGCACGCACGCCCUGCGACGAGAUCAGCGGGAGCGACCACUCGCCGGAAAACAUGGCGGAUCUGAGGGAUCUGGUCGAGUCUUUCAUGGAGAUAGAUGGGAAACCGACGGCGGCUGAAAAGUUGGAAGAGAACGAUUCCGACCACGACGAUGACUUCGAAGACGUGAAGGAGAGUUUGAGGGGUCUUCUCGGCGGCGGAUUAGACGGAGAGCGGCGGAGGAUAGCGGCGGAGGUGGUGGCUGCUUCUGAGAUCGUUGGAGAGAAGGAAACGAGUUGUUCUAAGAGACAAUUAAUGGAUUUUCUUCGUAACAAGGGGUUUGAUGCAGGUCUUUGCAAGUCACGGUGGGAGAAAUUUGGCAAGAACCCUUCGGGGAAAUACGAGUACGUGGACGUACAAAUCGACGGAUCAGAUCGAAACCGAUACAUAGUCGAACCAAAUAUUUCCGGAGAGUUCCAAAUAGCUCGGCCGACGGAGCGUUACCUCGCCAUGAUAGCCGAGGUGCCACGUGUCUUCGUGGGAACUCCACGAGAGCUGAAACUCUUAGUGAGGAUAAUGUGCAACGAGAUGCGGCUGUCAAUGAAGCACGUGGGGGUUCACGUGCCACCCUGGAGGAGGAACGGUUACAUGCAAGCCAAGUGGUUCGGACACUACAAACGUACCGUUAACGAGGUGACUAGGGCAAAACGUUGCGGUUGCGAUUCGAAACCGCGCGUCGGAUUCGAGGGUUUGGGAGAACCGUUUGCGUUUCACGGUUGUAGGGAAGAGUUACGGAGGGAGGAUGACGGGUUCAAGAUUGGGCGUUUGGCGAUUGCGUUUGGGGGCAAAGGGGUCGAUUUUCAAUGAUUUGAAGUGUAUAUAUAGUGUUAUGGUCAUGAAUUGUUUUCUUGCAUAUUUUAGGGUUUUGAUGUUUAGGGUUCUUUUUUGUAGUUGCGAAUUUUUGUUGGGUUUUAAUUGUAACAGUGUUGCUCAGUGGUUCCGAUCAAAGCGACCGAAUAUAAGCCAUUGGCAUUAAUGGUUGUGUUUUUUCA
Tarenaya hassleriana is the source of this 1255-nucleotide messenger RNA. RefSeq lists its product as uncharacterized. The record is from RefSeq and is a predicted model, not a curated record. The transcript has 2 exons. Lineage: Eukaryota; Viridiplantae; Streptophyta; Magnoliopsida; Brassicales; Cleomaceae. The coding region runs from base 159 to 1070 and encodes 303 amino acids.